CUUCUCUUCCAGUAACAAACCCCUGAUGAUUAUCCACCACUUGGACGACUGCCCGCACAGCCAAGCUCUCAAGAAGGUCUUUGCUGAACAUAAAGAUAUACAGAAAUUGGCUGAAAAAUUCAUUCUCCUGAACCUUGUGUAUGAAACCACAGACAAGAAUCUUUCACCUGAUGGCCAGUAUGUCCCUCGGAUUUUGUUCAUAGAUCCUUCCCUGACUGUGAGAGCAGAUAUUACUGGAAGAUACUCAAACCGUCUCUACGCAUACGAGCCCUCUGACAUUUCAUUGUUGUAUUCAAAUAUGCAGAAAGCGCUGAAGCUCCUGAAGACUGAACUGUAAGGGGAAGAAGGAAGCCCUUAAAAUACAACAAAGUUUGAUCUUCCAUCUCUUCUCUGCUCAUUGAAACUGGUGAAGAGACUAUUUAGAGCGAUAUUUAGUGAUGUGUAGUGCUGGUUUAUAUAUAUAAACACUACAGUUUUACAUUAGCACUUUUGUACUGGGCAGCAUUUUUAAAAGCUGGAGGCUUUUAAUUUAAGGCGUACAGAAUAAUACUGUAUGAUCCAGCUGUAAAAAUGAUUUUUUUUAAAUAAAUCCAUUUCAAGUGUUUACAUACAAAA
Phaethon lepturus (White-tailed tropicbird) is the source of this 615-nucleotide messenger RNA. RefSeq names its product anterior gradient protein 2 homolog. The coding region runs from base 26 to 337 and encodes 103 amino acids. NCBI's taxonomy places the organism in Eukaryota, Metazoa, Chordata, Aves, Phaethontiformes, Phaethontidae. Gene Ontology annotation, molecular function: dystroglycan binding. The transcript has 5 exons. Gene Ontology annotation, cellular component: endoplasmic reticulum. The record is from RefSeq and is a predicted model, not a curated record.